UAAUCAAAUGUUUAAGUUUUUAAAAAUAGCCACAAUAUUAGUAGAUUAGGGAAUUUACCUCCCAGGGGAGGCAAAUUGUUAACAUUCUUUAUCAAGUUCCUAGAAUUCCUCUGCCAGAAAUUGUAUAAAUAUUCAAGCUAACGCAAAGUAACUAAGUUUCUCCGCCAUGGCUGACCAAGUUCAAGGUAAAAAAAUGGGUGGUCCCAGCAAGAAACCUUUGACAGAAGCCCAGGAAACAAAUGCUACCCAGAAACUCAAAUUUGAGGGAAUUGAUUUGAAAAAUAUAGGCCACCAAGGCGUACCUCUUCCAAAUCCCCGAAGGGUUACCAUGGUUCAGCCGUUCAAAUUCAAAGGCAGCAUUGUGGAUCGGCGGGCAACUGGAAUAUUUGAAGCUGAAGCAGGGUCUCAAUCGCAGGGAGACAACCAGAUUCAAGCUGGCAAUUCAAAGAAUGUACCUCCUGUGCAUGUCAAGGAAGAAAUUCCAUUUGGUUUUGAAGCCCAGACCAAGCAGAAAAAAGUAAAUGCGGAUGAGCAAAAUUUGGAUAAAGAUUCUCACGAUCAAUUUGAUGCAAAAGCUGCUAAAAAGAAGGAGUCACGUGGAUUCAACUCUUUCAUGGCUCGUCAACUUGGAGCCAUGCCACUGGAAACUGCUAAUCGUGCAGUCACAAUUCAAGAUUUACGUCGAGCAGUGGCUCAGGCCGAAAAGGAGGAACAGAUUUUGCGAGCUGAGGAAAAGCGAUGGUUGGAAUCCAAGGCUGCAAUUGAAUUCAAAGAAAAUGUAUAAAAGAAAGAAGGUUUAAAAGCUGAUUCAGUCUCCUCUGAUUGUAAACAGCAAUCAGAGUAAAUGUAAAUCAUUGUAAAUGUAGAAAAUCACUAUUCACCAGUAUAAAAGUAUAUUAAUAAUUAUUUAUUUCGUUAAAAAGCUAAUUUUGAGAUAAUAGGGCAAUUAUUGUGGCCUCUGAAUAAAAAAAAAUAAUUAUAAGAGCUCUGCUUUAUCAAACUUUGAAUGAUGCAAUCUCUAAUUAUUUCUUGUUGCAAUUUAAUAAGCAUUGAAUAAAAUUAAAAUUAUAAAUUUUGUUA
Molecule: messenger RNA, 1080 nt
Organism: Cloeon dipterum
Lineage: Eukaryota; Metazoa; Arthropoda; Insecta; Ephemeroptera; Baetidae
Exons: 5
Coding region: 167-784 (205 amino acids)
Source: RefSeq, a predicted model, not a curated record